AGUCCGAGUCAAUCAUAUUUACUAGUACGGUACAUUUAAUGCAUUUGAGAAUAAAAUUAUUUCGCUAAUUCUUUGCUAUUUUAAAGAAAUAAAUCUUUUGAUAAAUAUUUUUGUGAAAUUACAAAAAAACGUAAUUUGAAUCCACCAUGAAAAUUAUCAUUUGUAUAAUUUUAUUCGUUGUAUCUGUUCAAUCUACUCAUUAUUCUGAAGAUGAAAGUGAAAGAAGUUAUCUUGAAGAAAGAUAUGAUACUAGAGAUGAUGCUGCACAACUCAACAACUGCAUCAUAUCGGUUUAUAAAAAAAAAUUUUUUGGAAAAGGUUCUCAAGUUUAUACUUGUAAACACAGACAAGAACAUUAUAGUGACCUAAAUAAAGCAAGAAAUAAAUGUAUCAUUAGACGUGAUGAUGGCUAUUUCUACUGCAGACUAAAAUCAACACGUAAUAAUUGAGUUCUUCAGGGUAAUAUAACUAAAAAAACAAAAUGUUUUUUUUUUUAAAACUUUAUAUUGUUUAAACAUUCAUAAAUUUCACUCUGUAUCAAUAUGAAUAAAUAAAAAAUUGUUAUCAA
Leptopilina boulardi is the source of this 568-nucleotide messenger RNA. RefSeq lists its product as uncharacterized. Lineage: Eukaryota; Metazoa; Arthropoda; Insecta; Hymenoptera; Figitidae. The coding region runs from base 147 to 449 and encodes 100 amino acids. The record is from RefSeq and is a predicted model, not a curated record. The transcript has 4 exons.